CCUUCUCCCCCAAACACAGACAGGAGUUCACCUCUGGCAGAGCUGUGCUCCAGCUCCUGCAGGACAGGAGCGGGCUCUGCACAGCCCCGAGUGGCACGGGGCACCCGGCACUCCUCCCUCGCCAGCAUGCAGCGCCUCACCUCUGCCCGCCGGGCCGCCCUGCUCCUCGGCCUGGCCUGCGCCUCCGCCGUCCACUGGGCCUGCUGGGCAGAAGCCAGCAGCAGCAACAGCUCAGCCUCGACCAUCCACCACCGCCCAGACGCUGGGACCCUGGAGGAGUGCCCCAACGUGGACUUCUGCCCGCUGGCAGCCCGGUGCUGCCACGCCGGUGUGGAUGAGCACGGCUGGAUCGCGGCGGCGGUCGGCUGGAGCCUCUGGUUUCUCACCCUCAUCCUGCUCUGUGUGGACAAACUGAUGAAGCUAACUCCAGAGGAGCCCAAGGACCUGCCAGCGUGAGGCGGGGACUCCUGGGCCAGGAAUGGCGAUCGCCACCAACGCGUGCAUGGCGGGCAGGGGACAGGUGCUAACUCGGCUUCUACCAUCUCAAUGUCACUUUCACCUUUAAGCUGCAGUUACUUUUAAAAGGGAAGGGAGAAGGGAAGGGAGGUACAAAUUAGGCAAGGCCAGGGCUGCCUUCACACCUGACUCCCGAGGCACUUGGGUCUUCUCUGCUAAACCCCUUUCUCAAGCGAGCGUCCCCCCCCCCCCCGGGAAGUGCUCCUGGUCUCCCCAGAGCUUUCUCCUGGUCUCCCCAGAGCUUUCUGCCAGGCGCCAACCGGGGGGAUCGCACGGGAAACAGAAGGCUUCGUCUUGCAGUCAACGCAUUCAAACCUGAGCUCAAAACCUUCUCACCCAAAACAGAUCAUUGACUUCUGUCCCUUACCUCAGUCAAAGGCAUAACUGUCCGCACCCUCUGUCACCCCACAUCCGGCCUCCUCCAGCUCCCUCCUGUCCUGCCCCUUCCCUAGCCAGCACCCCAGUUCUGUCCCUCACUCCCUUCCCCCCCCACCCCACCCCCCCGCAGUCAUUGACCUUUGGAUCUCCCUCCCCCACUUGUCACUCCCCAAGGGCAGCUGCAGAGUGGGGGCUGUCACCCUCUGCUGACACCCCUGCUACUCCUGGAGAUUCCAGCUUCUCAGGCUGUAGUUCGGGUCUCUGUGCGAGUCCAGCUGUGUCUGCGGCACCUCCCAGAGUGUGUGUGUGCGCUCGGACUGCCAACUCCUCCUCCCGCAUCUCCGGCCACUUCCUCUGCUGGGACAGCUGCCCUCCUGCUGCCCCCUGAGAGCACAGGCCCUUCCUGCAGGGUCUGCGGGGCCUUGCCUGCUCGCUUGUGGGCGACCUGGAGCUGGUGCUCUUAGGGCCCCACUGCUCUGCUCUGCUCUGCCCCGAAGUGCAGCCGCUGUGACAGUCGAGUGUCCUUCCUCACACCCCUGGGGCAAAGUAAGCUAUUCAUCUUUGUCCAGUGAGUGAAUGGCUGAAUGAACGGGCCCCUGCCCUGGACGAGUGAUGACCGUCACUUGCAUUAGGAGCCUCCAUGUUUUUCCAGAUGGUUCCAAUCACCCACCUCUGAAGAAGCCAGUGGCUUGGUCACUGCUCUCUCAGCAAAUUACAGCCAUUGCCACUCAGCAAGGAGAGUGGGUGUCACACACAGUCGGCUCUUGCAGUGGAGGGGGCGGGUGGGUUUAUCAGAAGGAAGAAAUGACAAAAUGACUCAUUACGAAACAAUUUCUACCCUCUGUGAGAAAACAUGUAUUUAGAUUGGAUAAACUCUAAAUAGUCAAAAUACAAAAAAGAAAAAUGAGAGACCUCCGAAAUAGGAAGAGAAAUUUUCUCAAGGAGGCAAAUGACUCAAGGCUGCUCAGUUGCUCUUUCAGAAAAUCCAAGUAAACUUCCCGACAAGGGGAACUGAAGGGAUGACCUGAUUCCUCUUGUGGUCCUCCAAAAAGCCAAGUAAUUUCUGCAUCUCAGAUGUUUGAUCAGUGUACUGGGUUGGAUUUACUGUCCCUAAGAGUUAAAUGAUCAUGUGUACAGAAGUAUCACCGUCACGCCCGGCAUGUUCUGUGGAAAUACACAUCAGUAUGUGUUCCACUUUUUUGUAAAUUCGCGGGAAGAGUUCCCACAAUGUGUGAUGAUUUCUUUCCUGAGCGAUGAAAGGAUUUGUUAAGGAGCACACUUUAAUUUAAUGUCUGCAGACAUUUUUCAAAUAAAACGGUGUCUGCCAUAGGGGUACAAGUACUACCUUUAAGAAAAGGGAAAUUGAGAUUUAUUUCUGGCCAAUGUGAACAGAAAUAAGUCGUUUGAUCUCACUGGGCACCAAUUUUCUGAGCAGAAAAUGUAAGACUGGGACCGAAUCAGUGGUUUCCAGCUCAGUCGUGAGAGCUUGUGGGGCUAUUUGAAUGCCCUCCUGGAAGGGGGCGGGCAUGAGGUCUAUUGUCCUUUCUCGACCUGAGCAGCUUGGCUCCUGUCUCCCGCAUCAGACCUCGUGGUGAGGUCACACCUGCUGCUCUAGGGAGUGAAGGGUGGGCGGCAGCGGCUGGUGUCUGGGAUCCCCUACCGUCUGCGGAGACCCGGAGAUUCUCAGACCACCUCGAAGCGAGUGUGUGCGGUCUCUGCCAUCUCGCAUUGCAAUGGAAGCAUUUUGCAAAUUGCUCUUCUUUCAUCAGCACGAGAGAGAAGACAGACCAAAUCCAAACAGCCACUCUCUUUUCUGAAAGACAGUUCUAGAAUUUGACGGCCCCAGAUGCCGCACCUCAGGUUUAUUCUCACCAUGGAAUGUCUUGAUUACAGCAGAGCAAAGAUCUGCCAAUAAGUUAAAGAAAGUUUGAGGAGGAAAAAUAAGCAUCAACUUCCAGGGAUCGAAUAGCUUCCCACUUUAAAGCAACGGGACUUGCCUGACGGUAGAUGGACUUUUCAUUUUAAAACUUUGCCUUUAGUAGUCAACACUGUCCUAGGCAUCCAGAUAGACUACGUGACACAAGGCAUUUGAGUAUCAAAACGUCACAUGUAGAAAUAAAAUGUUAAACAUCAAGGUGUGGAACAAUUAUCUGAGUUUUAAAAUUAUCAUUUUAUUUAUUUAUUUUGUUUUAUUUUUCCAAGACAGAGUCUCGCUCUGUCACCCGCUGUGUGCUCACCUCCAUGUAGCACUGUGAUGCUCUCUUUGGCAGAACUCUAGCCGGGCUUCUCUGAGCCCUCUGCUCCACUAGGCCUUAACCUUGCCCUAUAAAAACCACUUACUCUCAGCACACACGAUUCCAGCCACCCUGCCCUCCCCAUGUUAAAAGACUUGAACAAACAGGACAGUGUCUAACAGCUCCGGGUGGCCUCCUGGGAUGAGCAGGACGAGGAGCCCCUGCCCCGGGAGACACGGCUGAAGGUGAGGGACGCCAGCCCCAGGGCCCCGCACAGGAUGUGCACUGCACAAGGCCCAUUCCUGGCCAGACGUUGCUACACUAUGUGAGAGCUAGGGGAGGAAGGGGUGGGGAGCUGGAGCUCUCAUCCAAGUCCUAGGGCAGCAGGAAGCCCCCUCUGAUAUACCCCCACUGGACACACAUGUGCCCACCAACAUACACGCACACACUACCGCUUUGUCCUGGCUGUGCUCUGGGGGUCCCCGAGCUUGCUUCUCUCCCUGCCCACAACCUAUGGCCGAUGCCACCCCUGCCUGGUUCAGGGUGAGGGUGGGAGAGCAAUGCGGAGGGUUGUAGGAGCCAGCGUGGGGCGUGCUGGGCUCCAGGGAGCAGAUGAGUGUAAAACGUAAGCACACGUGGCAGCCACGUCCGCUGCCCUGGGAUCUGGAAAGCCCGUCCAUGGCAGCCCAUGCUGUCCGCAGCACACUUACCCAAACAGCUUCCUUGAGGAAUGGGCACGUUUUUAAACUUGCACAGUGGUGUCCAAAGGGCUGCUAAAGCCUAAGGAAAAAAGAAACUACACGUAAGAUCUAACGCUUGGCUUCAUUUAUAGGCUUGACUGAUACAAAGCACACUUGCCAUGUAGCACAUUUGCAAAUGCAUUGUUCAAAUUGUGCUGGAAAAGAAAAGAUAAAAGUUUUUCAAAAGCACAAACCACGAUUAUAAACUACAAUCAACAGUGGCCAGACUGACAAGGGGCCAUUGAGGACGGAGCCACAGUGCAGAUGGCAACACCGUCCUUAGACCGCACACGUGGGGUUCAGUGAUUUCAGUGUGUGCAGAAGCCCAUUUCUCUUCCCUACUGACGCAGACAGGACGAAACAUGCAAUUGCCAUAUUUCCUUUGUAACGUGUUCAUUUCUAUCAAGAAGGGAAAAGGGUCAAAUGGUUAUUUAAAAAUAAACAAAUCUCUCUCUCUCUCUUCAUUGGUUGAGCAAGUGGCUUCUUUCCCAAAUCUGUAUUGUUAUAAACAAUAUGUGAACUCUAGAGAAUAAUUAAAUUAUGAAGCCAUGGAAAGGCAUGGAGGAAACUUAAUUGCAUAUUACUAAGUGAAAGAGGCAAUCUUAAAGGGCUACCUACUCUUGAUUCCAACUCUGUGAUAUUCUGGAAAAGGCAAAUCUAUGGAGGCAAAAAGACUGCCAGGGGUUGGGGGUAGGGGGCUGACUAGUCAGGGAACAGAGGGUGUUUAGGCAGUGGAAACACUCUGUAUGAUACUGCGAUGGUGGGUACAUGUCAUUAUACAUGUGUCAAAACCCAUAGAAUGGACGACACCAAGGGUGAGCCCUAAUGUCAACUCUGGACUAGGGGUGACAAUAAAGCAUCGACGUAGGUUCAUCAAUUAUAGCAAAUGCAGCACUGUCCUGGGGGGAUGUUGAUAACGGGGGUAGCUAUGCACUGGAAGGAACAAGGGAUAGAUGAGAACCCUCAUUACUUUCUGCUCAAUUUUGCUGUGAACCUAAAAAACAAAGUCUAUUUAUAAAAAAAAAAAAAAAAACAUCUUGGGAGAGUUUUAGUGCUCACUCUAGAGAAGGGUAGUAUUCUAUGCAUCAAGUUAAAUGUCCUUGAAUUUUUAAAUCUUCAACAAAUAAAAGACUCCCAGUAGAAGGCUAACUUCUAUGUCUUACAUACUAGGAGCAAACUUUAACACUGUUAGUUCAUCAAGUCCAUUCUUAGGGUCAUUGAAUCAGUUAUAAGUGGCUCAUUUACUCUUAAGAAAACUAUUUCCAUCUAUUUUGGAAAAAUAGAUGGAAAAAUGGAUGGCUGUAGAUGACAUACAGCCAAUGUUAGAUCUGGCCCUUCUUCAUGUGAAGUUUUAUUCAUUACUAACCGCAGUGUUCUGGAUGUCUGUGCAGGCAGAGGCUGUAGUUCAUCAUACCUCUCAGUUCACGGCACCACUUGUCUCUGCGACGUCCCCUCAUCUCAUGCUUCAUUCCCUUCAUCCCAUUCCCCUCUCAUUCUCCUGCUACUGUUCCCUCAAAGGCAACCAUAUUCCCCCUGCAUGUGUUCUUAUAAAAUGGGAGGUAUUAUUGUAAGUUCAGGUGUUUGGAUUUAUACCAGCUCUCAUCCUGCCUUUUACUUUUUUCACUCAGUGGUAAUGUUUUCAAGAUCCAUUUGGGCUGCUACGUACCCGUCAUCUAGAGCUCCUAUCUGCUGCAUAGGAUUCUCUCAUGGGAGCCCACCACGAUCACCUCCCCAUUCCCUGGGAGCCGGACUCCCUGACUGUCUCCAAGCCCCACUUUCAUAUCACAUGUUCCUUUCAUGGGCCCGUGAUUGUAUUUUCCUGGAAAACAUUGUCAGAGGUAGCAUCACUGGGUCAUAGCAGAAACACAUUAAUUAAGCUAGGUAUGGUGGAAUGAUCUGCUUUUCAAAUUGACAUACGGAUUUUUCAUUCAGUUGACCCAGAAAUUGAAAUUGACUUUUCGUUGUUUCUUUCUAUCACCCUAUUUCAAGAUAGAAAUCAGUCAUGUUUAUGCCUCCCCUAAUAUACACAGCAUUCCCACUGUUAGAUAUUGAAUUCAAUUUUGUUUUGAAUCUAAAGACAGCAUUUGCUAUUGAUUUGCAUCAGAGUUAGCAUUUUUCUUUUAACAUGAUUUUUUAAAAGAUGAUGAUGAAUAAAAUUCUAGGGAGUGUGCAUUUUGGCUAAUUUGAAAAUAAAAUUUACUUCCAUGUUACUAUAUUCCAAGCUAAAUAUAGAUUUUUUUUUCACCCUCAGAUAUGCCAGGGUUGUGCCAGGUUUGGGGAGAUACAAAGGAAGGAAAUGUAUUCAAGAGGACACCUCUGACGUUGACUUUUUUAGAAUUAUAUAUGAGACCACAGUGUUUUCCCUAGGAAUGAACCAAAAUGUAGACACCGCUAUUCCAUGCUGAAAGUCUAUCCUAGCAAAGCUAACGACAGAACCAAGUUAGGAGGCUGGACGGUGGCCGUGUUACAUAACAAGCUGGUGAGAAAAACCUCUAACAUUGUUUCUAUCAAUGAGAAACAUUGUUUCUAUCAACUGAGACUAUUUCAGACCAUCCUUAUUUUAUAAAACACUAGAAUGUACAUGCCAGGAGGCAAAGGGGCUUAAUAAUUUUUAAAUGUUUUUGUUUUAAAAUAUUACGAGGGCGCAAAUGUUUUUGGUUA
This is a messenger RNA of Microcebus murinus (gray mouse lemur), 6529 nucleotides long. It is a transcript of the gene TMEM213, whose product is annotated as transmembrane protein 213. The record is from RefSeq and is a predicted model, not a curated record. Lineage: Eukaryota; Metazoa; Chordata; Mammalia; Primates; Cheirogaleidae.